Molecule: messenger RNA, 486 nt
Organism: Vicia faba (fava bean)
Lineage: Eukaryota; Viridiplantae; Streptophyta; Magnoliopsida; Fabales; Fabaceae
Source: the annotation of a GenBank genome assembly
AUGAUUCACUUUGUGCUUCUCAUUAGUAGACAAGGUAAAGUGAGGCUCACAAAAUGGUAUUCACCAUAUUCUCAAAAGGAAAGAUCCAAGGUACUUAGAGAGUUAAGUGGCCUAGUUAUCUCUCGAGGCCCAAAACUAUGCAACUUUGUAGAGUGGAGGGGACUCAAAGUUGUUUAUAAAAGAUAUGCUAGUCUUUACUUUUGCAUAUGCAACGAUCAAGAAGACAAUGAAUUGGAGACACUUUCCAUCAUCCAUCACUAUGUAGAAACACUGGAUCGCUAUUUUGGCAGUGUUUGUGAACUAGAUUUAAUCUUUAAUUUCCAUAAGGCAUAUUUUAUAUUGGAUGAAGUUUUGUUGGCUGGAAUGAUGCAAGAGACUAGCAAGAGAACAACUCUUAGACUCAUAGCUGCACAGGAGGAGUUAGUGGAAGCUGCAAAAGAAGAGGCUAGUUCAUUGAGCAAUAUAAUUGCACAAGCCACUAAAUAA